Armigeres subalbatus is the source of this 3873-nucleotide messenger RNA. RefSeq names its product SET domain-containing protein SmydA-8-like. The record is from RefSeq and is a predicted model, not a curated record. Gene Ontology annotation, molecular function: protein binding. The transcript has 3 exons. Lineage: Eukaryota; Metazoa; Arthropoda; Insecta; Diptera; Culicidae. The coding region runs from base 1136 to 2722 and encodes 528 amino acids.
UAUUGUCUUCCUCAAACAUUCGCCCUAAACGCACCGCGAACCCAUCACUCGCGAAUGCCACCUGCUGCUGUCGCAUUGCAACACAGCAUCCCGAUCCCAAAUUUAUUUCCUCAGCCAUGGCCUAUCAGCACCUUCUACGCUGUUAAACUUUAGUCCCGUGUUCAAUCCUUCUCGGGAGGUGUGUCGGUUGUAGAAAAAAGUGGUUUUCAUGACGCGUGUUCAAGUGGUGAAAAAUUUCCAGCAUUCGAACCCAUUAGUGAGAAAAAAGGCCCCAUAAUUUCCGCCAUCAGAAGUGGAUAAAAGGUGUUCCCCUUCACACAAGGGGUGGUGAUUUGUGUCAACGAGGAUGCCGCAGUAAAAUCGAAAAUUAGAAACAUUUCUCAGAUAGGUCAAACUGUGAUUGGAGGUGGCUCUGGCUGCCAUUAGAUGUGAACGAGGAAAUUUUAAGAGAUUUUCUUUUCACUGCUUUAUUUUUGGUUUUCGGUCAUUCCGAGCGACGAGGUGAGGCGACGGAGACGUAGACGAUGCGAGGGGUUCCCAUUUAUAUUUAUGGGUCUCUGGGCUAGGUGAGAGCACGAGCGGUUGUGAAACGCAUCAUCACGCUGCGGAGAGGCAGAGCAAGAGCGAAUCCCCGGAAUUUUUCCUCGAAUGCUCUUUGGUUGUUUACUAACUACUAGCUACCGAAAGAAGUGCGAUGUCGCCUGCCUGUUGAGGUUGGUUCGCGAACUCUCCCCCUGCUGGUCAGCCGCACAUUUGCGUCGAGUGAGCGUCGUGGAGCAUAAUAUCGCGUGAAGCCCCCCCAAAAACGUGUGAAACGUCUUAGCUCGCGCCGCAGACCUCAGUUUGGUGACAGACAGACAUGAGAACGGACGGACGGCGAUCGGUGGAAGACGACGUUUGGUUGGCAGGACUAGCAGCAGCUGGUGGAGAUCAGGAGGAAAGUGGAGGUGGUGGGGGAGGAGCCAGUUGUGAAUUUGCUAACGGUGGACGGAGUAGCCGCCGGUCGACGAUGAUAUUUGCCUGCGACAGUGCUCAUCAUCAGCCGGUUCAGUCUAUCAGCUGAGCUCGACGGUUAAAGUCGUUAAGGCGGCAAUUUGUAACCGUUCAGGUGCCUGCCCCUCCAACACGCGCCACGAUGGAAUUGACCGCCGCGAGUGAAGAUUUGGAUAUCGUCCCAAACGGAAAUCCGGAAACGGCAGUGGAAUGUGAUAAUAUUAGCAGAAGUAGUAGCAGUAGUGAUAGUGAUAGGUUAGCGCUAAUAGAUCCGGAGAAUAUGGUCCGUUUCAAGACGGAAUUGUUGGCGUUCCUCGACGAUCUGUAUACGCCCGACCAACCUUGGGAUAUUGCCGUGUUCGAGGGCUACGGACGUGGAAUGGUGGCCACUCGCGACAUUGAGGAGAACGAAUUGAUCUUCCUGGAUCGGCCAAUUCUGCUCGGUCCGCGAUUGAACAACUACGAUGUGAUAUUCUGUGCCAGCUGUUGUAGAAUACAGAAAAAGUUAACUCUUUGUAGUGGGGGCUGCCGGCUACCGGUUUGCCCUGAUUGCGACAUUUCUGCAGCUCCGGAAACUCCCCAUACCGCAGAGUGUCGCGUCAUAUCCUCCUGGGAACCCAAGGACCAAAACCGCUACUGUAAAACCAUUCUCUACGCCCUGACCUCGAUUCGGGGAUUCCUCCUAGACAACCACCGUCGCUCAAUUGUGCUCAACAUGGAAGCUCAUCCGCCUCGCAAGGACAUGACCACCGAGGUCGAACGGAUAAUCAAGGAUCAAGUCUUCAAAAAUCUACCGGAAGACAGCGAAGAUGUGCAAUAUCUUCGCAAGAUCGUAAACGUGCUCAAUACGAACGCCUUCGAAACCAGCCGGAUGGUGCAAGAUGAGGACAAUAACGACCACGAAAUCGUGCUCCGAGGGCUCUACAUCCUGGGUGCACUGAUGAACCAUUGCUGUCUGCCCAACAUCCGGUACGUGUUCGACGGGGACCUUGUGAUGCGCUGCUACGCCUCGAAACCGAUCCGCAAGGGCGAACAGAUCUUCAACAACUACUCCAAAACGCUGUGGGGAACGCAGCAUCGGAUCAUCCAUCUGUGCUUCUCGAAGCACUUUUUGUGCAGUUGCGAUCGCUGUCGGGACCCGACGGAAAUGGGCACCUAUCUGGGGGCGUUGAAGUGCGUCCGGGACAGCUGCCCCCAGGGUCGGUUGCUGUCGAUGAAUCCGCUGAAAAUAUCCUCGAUGUGGCAGUGCGACACCUGCGGGCUGAAGAUGAGCAAUGUGAAGGUCACCAAAAUCCAGGAGAUUGCCGGCCGGAUGAUUCUGAACAAUGCGGUCAAGAAGGACGCCGCCUACAUUGUGGACUAUUUGAACGAGCACGUGGCAAAGUUUUUGCCACCGUGCAACCAGUUCACGGUGGAGCUGAAGCUGCAGGCAAUACUGAAGAUUCAGGACGACGCGGAGCUGGCGUUGCUGGUGGAGAAGGAUAAGUACUGCCGGGAGAUUUUGGAGCUGCUGAGGAAGCUCGGCUACGGCGAGUGCUACGUCAAAGGGGUGCUGUGCUACGAGCUUUUCAAGGCACGGAUGACGAUUGCGGGGUUGAAGGAGGAGACAUUCCCCGGCGAGGGAGAGCUGGGUUUCCUGCGUACCGCAUGGAUCAUUCUGGGCUGCAGCGGAAACCGUCCACGAGAUUUGGCGCAACUUGCUCAAUUGCACGAUUGCAACGACGUUUGAUGACAAUCUAGGAUACAACAACAGACAGUGUUGUGGUAGAACAAUCAAAAGUGGUUGUGCUUUGUUCGGCCGCAAUAGAUGCCGAUCGGCAACAUGGUAACGAAACGGUUGUUUCCAACGCACCAAUCAGAAGCGAGAGCACACAGACUCCUAGAAUAGACAUAGCACGGACACAUUCAAAUACACACAAGCGCAAAAGAAGUGCAAAAAUCAUUGAGAUUUCAGAUUGAUAGCAUUUAGAACAAUUUUUGCUCACAACGCAUGGCAGAUUUUCUUCCUCUCUAGACAGCGAAGUUGAAAUUAGGAACACGAAAAAAUGACACUGACAGCCAACCCGUCGCCAUGGCGAUGGGUAAUGUUGUUUUUGCUCGCAACUCGUAACUAACACGUUAAUUCACACAUUCUCCUACCAAUAGAUGAUAAGCGGAUUGGAAAUAUUUUUGUAUCGGUAAAUGAAGUGGAACACACUGGCGACGAAAAAGUAAUGGAGUCAUGCUGCCACACGGUGGAAGAAGAAAAGGAGAAACACGAAUGAACUAUGAAUGAAAAUAAACAAAAGUCAUUACACUCGGAUUGACGCACAAAGACUGGCACCUUUUAGCGCACUUGGUCUUUUUCGCCUAUGAAUCGUUGAUUUUUUGCCCCUCUACAUCUUUUCUGAACGUUGGCUAUUCACCUUCUACUCUUCUAGUUAUAGUAAAACAAAGUAAAUUUAAAAAAAAUCGUGUCUUUCAAAUCUGUCCAUUUGUUGACAAGAAGCGUAUCUAUUUCCAGUCAUUAAACCGUCAUACGCCAAAAUGAGAUCCACAUUUAGAGUCGUUAAAAUAGACAUUGAAUAUAGAAAAUACAAUUGUACAUUUAUCAAUACUUUUUUUUUCUAAAAUAAAAUUCAAAGAAGAACAACGCAGGACAAGAUCCAAUAUCAAACAAAAUAUAUCGAAAUAUUUACUCAGAUCCCUUUCUAGUCAUGUUUCAAACUGUUUUUAGGCUAAUAAAAUGCAAUACCCAAGGUAAUCAAUACAUAUUUAAUGGAUAAUGGAAAAUAAUAAUGAAGCCAUAUAUAAAUGAAUAUAUUUUCUCUCUUUAUAUCAAUCAAGCAAACCCUUCAAAUCAGAUAAAUAAAAAAAUCCGCUUGAACCUCGGCAAAUAAA